CAUCUAUUCCACCUCCUCCCUCUCCAAUCCAACCAAUCCCUCCAGAAAUCUCUCCAAACAAUGUUAAAUCAAGAAUGAACCCCAAUCGAUGCCUUCCCCGCCACCAAAAGACCCAUCCUCACCCCCCGAUCCCCCACCCGUCCCCGUCGAAACACACCCCUACCGCACCUCCUUCUCCUCCGCGCUGAGCCCGAGCUCGUCCCGCCUCCCCGACCCGACGCGCCUCGCCCCUGAAGAUGCAUAUUUCGCGCCAAUGGUGCGCUCGCGCACGGAGACCAGCUAUGAUGAGUCUCUGGCUGUGUUGAACGGCGGCCCUGCGUUUGGGGGUAGUGCGGCGCGGAAGGAUUUGCGCAAGGUGGGCGGUGGGGCCGGGGGGAGGAGGAGGAAGAGGAAGGGGGCUUGGAAGAAGUUGCUUUGGGUUAGGCAGUCUUAUCCAGAUAACUACACCGACACCGAAACCUUCCUCGACCAUCUCCAGCGCAAUCCCCGGGUAAGGCCAUACGACUUCUGGCCGCUGGUGGCCGACUCGACGGUCAUCGUGCAGCAUGUGUGCUCUGUCGCGAUCUUUGUGUGCUGCUUUGUGGGCAUCGUGCAGGGUCGGCUGAGUCCUGUGUCGGUUGUGUGUUGGGGGAGUGUUGUUACGGGGAUGGGCUGGGUGCUAUGGGAUAUGUGGUUUUUGAGGGCCCAUGGGGAAGAUGCGGCGGCGGCGGAGGAGCGCGCUGCGGAGAUUGCUGAUGAUGGGUCGAGUUCGAGCUCGCUGGCUAGUCGGGAUGCGGUGGUUCAUGGGCUGGGACUGGCUAUGUCGGCUGGGGAGUCGGGGCUUCGGCAGGGGAAUGGGAGUAGCGGGGAGUCAUGCGAUCUGGGAUCAUCGUCGUCGCCGCCACCACAAACCAGCUACGGCAAUGGCCCGUGGCCAACGACCAACGACGAACUCAGCAAAUCACACAUCCUAACAUCCCGAAACCGCCAACGCCUCUCAACCCUCAAAUCCGCCUUCCUCAUCUACUUCGCGCUCCUCGGCCUCAGUCCCAUCCUCAAAUCCCUCACCAAGUCCACAGCCAGCGACUCCAUCUGGGCCAUGAGCUGCUGGCUCCUCAUCAUCAACAUCUUCUCCUUCGACUACGGCAGCGGCCAAGGCGCAGGCGCCACCAAGUUCCCCGCCUCCCUCUCAACCAACACCGCCGUCAUGGCAUCCACGGUCCUCGCCUCCCGACUGCCCUCCACGCCCCACGUCUUCAGCCUCAUGCUCUUCUCCAUCGAGGUCUUCGGCCUCUUCCCCAUCUUCCGCCGCCAGCUGCGCCACGUCUCCUGGACGGGUCACGUGCUGCUGACGCUGGCGCUGGUGAUUGUGGCCGGGGGCGCCGUCGGCGUCACUAUGCAGGGGGGCUUGUUUGCGGCUGUUGUGGGGAGUGUGCUGGGGAGUAUGCUGACGGCGUUGGCGAUGGGCGGGUGUAGUUGGUGGUUGUUGAGUUUGCAGAAGUAUAAGAAUGUGGUGACGGGGCCGUGGGAUCCGGCGAGGCCGAUUAUUAGACGGCAUUGGGAGUUGUCAUGAUAUAAUUAUUUAAUAUUGUUUUUUCUUUCCCUGUUGGGUGUAUUCCUC
Molecule: messenger RNA, 1600 nt
Organism: Aspergillus campestris IBT 28561
Lineage: Eukaryota; Fungi; Ascomycota; Eurotiomycetes; Eurotiales; Aspergillaceae
Gene: pigc
Product: phosphatidylinositol N-acetylglucosaminyltransferase
Exons: 2
Coding region: 89-1552 (487 amino acids)
Biological process (GO): GPI anchor biosynthetic process
Cellular component (GO): membrane; glycosylphosphatidylinositol-N-acetylglucosaminyltransferase (GPI-GnT) complex
Source: RefSeq, a predicted model, not a curated record